Messenger RNA from Oryzias melastigma (Indian medaka), 6780 nucleotides. RefSeq names its product collagen, type VIII, alpha 2 (gene col8a2). The record is from RefSeq and is a predicted model, not a curated record. Bases 999 to 3065 code for a protein of 688 amino acids. Gene Ontology annotation, molecular function: protein binding. The transcript is spliced from 3 exons. Lineage: Eukaryota; Metazoa; Chordata; Actinopteri; Beloniformes; Adrianichthyidae. Gene Ontology annotation, cellular component: basement membrane.
UAAAGAGGUGAGUUUGAGAAUGAAGGGAGGGCGGUGAUCAGCAUAAUGUGAGUAAGCGACGCCUGUGAAUUCCCCUCUUCUCAGCUCUUUCGUUCCCUUCUCCUCAUCCUACCCCACCCCUCUCUGUGCGGCCGCUACCCCUCCUCAUCCUGCUCACUCCCCUCCUUCCUUCUUUGCAGCCAGCCACAGACACUUGCGUUUUGUAUGAAGGGGGUUAACCCAAUGAACAAUCCUGUCUGUCUUUCCCAAAAUAAGCCAGUAGCAGAAGGAUCGUUGUGUAAGCCGGGGAGAUUGGAGCUGCGAGGUGCACGGCCCCCGGUUAUAAGCCUUGGGAGAAGGAGCUCAAGCUGCUGGGACCCACAGCCUUCAGCUCCAAAUGCAGUGCUCCCUGUCUGGCUGACCUGACUGACUGACAGACUGAGUUUCCCUCCACUCUUCCUCACUCCUUCCUCCUUCCCUCCUACUUUCCACCCUGGUGAGCGAGAGUCUACAGAUUCCUGGGAAGGUGUUCCUCAGACCUGUGCCUGGACCGCCUGAAGACAGCACACUGAGCAUUUUCCCCACGUCUCUGACUUUCAUCCUCACGUUCCACCAUCUCUUCCCCCAAAUCACAUGGAUGGACUUUUUUUUUCAGGUUUUUGCUGCAACAAAACCAAAAAUACGAGGUUUUGAACAGGGACUUUGCUCCACCUGCACUUGAGAAUUACAUUUUCCUUCAGUUUUUUUCUUUCUUGUGGUUUCCGUGAGGAGAACUGGAACUGUUCGGGGUGCCGGCUCUAAGCCGAGAAGAGCAGCUUUCCGCAUUUUUGCCUGCAUGUUUUCUGUAUAUUUUAUGCCACUACAUUCCAUGGGAGCACUGCGUGGCUGAAGCAAGGAGGAAGGUAGAAGAUAGACACACCUGAAGUGCACACACGCAGCUGCCUCUACCUGUCGCACCUCCAACCUGCUCUUUAGUCCAUCAGAGACGAGAGAGCUUAUUUCUGCCAGAGAGGCCUGGGAUGCUGGUGACCAUGAUGCUGGCUUCAUUCUGCUUUCUACUGACACUUGGGGGACAUGCUCUUGCUGGAGGCUACCCCCCCAUGCCUCACAUGAAGUACAUGCAACCUAUGAUGAAAGGACCCAUUGGACCUCCGUUUCGAGAGGGCAAGGGGCAUUAUGUUGAUAUGCCACCGAUGAUGGAAGUUAAAGGGGAGCCAGGCCCACAGGGUAAACCUGGACCAAGAGGACCCCCUGGUCCACCUGGACUACCCGGAAAACCUGGACUUGGGAAGCAAGGACUCAACGGUCAACCAGGUCCUCAAGGGCCUCCCGGCUUAACAGGAAUUGGUAAGCCUGGACUUCCAGGUCUGCCAGGAAAGAUUGGACCAAGAGGGAUUCCAGGACUCAAUGGUGAAGUUGGACCUCAUGGUGAACCAGGUCCUCGUGGACUUCCUGGGCAGCCUGGCCUUCCUGGUCCAGUUGGUCUGUCCCUAAAUGGGAAACCUGGACUUCCAGGUAUAAGAGGCCCCCCUGGUGCUCGUGGUGAGCCAGGAAUCAGUGGUGUUCCAGGCCCGCCAGGUGAGCGUGGACUUAAGGGUGAGAAUGGAAAUGGAAAGCCAGGGCUCCCUGGUAUCAUUGGCCCUCCCGGACUGAAAGGAAUCCGAGGACCACCUGGUCCCCCAGGUCUCGGCAAACCAGGACCAAAAGGUGUACCUGGAUUCCCUGGUCCUAAAGGUGAUAAUGGACUUCCAGGAGAUCAAGGAAAGCCGGGAGAGCCCGGGGCACCAGGUCUUCAAGGUCUUCCUGGUCCAGUUGGGUUGGGGAAGCCUGGUCUAGAUGGACUUCCAGGAGUACCAGGCCAUCUUGGUGCAAAAGGGGAACCAGGGCCUCGGGGCAGCCCAGGAGCUCCUGGGACCCCUGGAUAUGGAAAACCUGGAGUGUCAGGGCCAAAAGGUGAAAAGGGUCAUGGUGGAUUUCCUGGUAUCAAAGGGGACAGAGGAGACCAAGGAAUGGUAGGCCCAACUGGGGGCCCAGGUAUUGAUGGAUUACCAGGACCACCAGGACUUCAAGGUCCAACAGGGCUACCAGGAAAACAUGGACUUCCAGGGCAAAAGGGAGAACUAGGUCCCCAAGGUCCUCCAGGACUCCCUGGGUUUAGAGGUGAUCAAGGCUCAAUGGGACCCCCAGGAAAGCCAGGGACUCCUGGGGAAAAAGGCUUUCCUGGGCCAAAUGGUUCCAUUGGAAAACCAGGACCCAAAGGUGAGGCAGGGAAUGUUGGCCUACCUGGAAAUCCAGGAAUGACAGGUCCUCAAGGACCAAAAGGAGAGCCUGGAUUUAUAGGGACUCCUGGUCCAAGGGGCCAGUCUGGUAUUCCUGGUCUUCAAGGUCCUAUGGGUCCAAUGGGUCCUCAGGGUGUACCAGGUUUGAGGGGUGAACCUGGACUUCCAGGACCUCCAGGACUGGGCAAGUUGGGAGAGAAGGGUGCAAUAGGUCCUCAGGGUCCCCCAGGGAAACCAGGCCCUACUGGACUUAACGGUAACCCUGGCCCGCCUGGUCCUCCAGGACCCCCUGGUCCCCCGGGGAAUGGCCAAACAGUUGUCUCAGGGCCUGCGAAUACAGAGUUGGGUGGGGAGGAAAUACCAGGAGACAGAAAAGGGCCUGUAUACAUGCAAGUUCCGCUUUCUGCAACUGUGGCGCCAGCCUUCACUGCCAUUCUCACCACACCUUUCCCUCCUUCUAGUAUGCCAAUCAAGUUUGAUAGGAUCCUAUACAAUGGCCAAAAUGCCUACAGUCCCUCCACUGGCAUCUUUACUGCCCCCUUAUCUGGUGUCUACUACUUUGCGUACCAUAUGCAUGUAAAGGGAACUAACUUGUGGGUCGCUUUGUACAAGAACAAUGUACCAGCCACCUAUACCUAUGACGAAUACAAGAAAGGCUACAUGGACCAAGCAUCUGGUAGUGCUGUGUUAGAGCUGAAGGAGGGUGACCAGGUAUGGGUUCAGAUGCCCUCAGAUCAGGCAAAUGGCCUCUACUCUACAGAAUACAUCCACUCCUCCUUCUCAGGAUUUUUACUGUGCCCUACAUAACCCUUCAUUGAAACAUUGCCUUGUAUUGGCACCUCAGAUCAGCCCUAAACCUAAGAUACCUGUUCCAACACAAAACACCAAAAGAUUUCAGUAAUAUUACCUUCACCCCAUACUGUUUUACCCUCAACAACAACAGCCGCAAAAACAAAAACCUUUGUGAAUGAAAAAUGGAAAUUGGGAAAGGCAGGGGAAAGAUUUUCAUACUGUGCUCUCUAUUUCAGUGUCCUAAAAUGUUUGUUGUGAGUUGUAUUUUAUUCUGGUGUUUUUUUGUUAGCUUUUAUUAUUUUAAUUAUAACAUUGUCAUAAUAUUGUUGUUAUUAUGUGAAACUUGUCAUCAUCUAUAUUGUCUUUUGGAUUGAGACAGUUCAGUGCCUUACUUUUUCAUGUGCUAGGAACAGGCCUUCCCAUGUGACUGCACACCGUGCCCACAUGAUCUGACAUUCAGACAUUUACAAACUCCCCUCAGAAUUAUUGCAACCUCACUGCAGUCAAUAAUAUUUAAAUCAUACAUGUAAAAGGUAAUUCCAAAAACUAAAUCGACAAAUACAAUAUUAAACCUGGAAAAUUGGUAUCCAUUACAACAAUUGAUUGAAUUUUAUUUAGGAUAGACGUUGACAUUUGUUGCGUGCAUGUUUGAUGCAAAUUUGUUGUCUUUUUCUGCUUUCAGAAGUGGACCUUUUGACUUUUUUUUUUUACUUCGAACUUUUUUCUUCCUUUUUAAGCUCAAUUUACUAAAAUGAACAGAUCUAGGUUGCAUCUGUGAUUAAAGGAAAUUCUCAAGUUGCCUUCAGUCGCCUUUGAGGACAUUAAACUAACAGACACACAUGGAGUCAAUGUUUACAAAGAACAAAAUGUGUUUUUGAGACAGUUUCAAAUGAGCAGUAAAUAUAAGUGUCCUGUUUAAUCAACUGUCCAUUUUCCAUUGUCACAGGAUCCUUAAUGCUACAUACACGCUGGGCAUGUGAUGCACGUUCAAGAACAUGCUAAAUGCAACUUCUUGAAGGUGCUUUUAGCAUACGAUGUUCAGACUGUACCGUCACUACCCAAUACUAGCACAUGUACCUACAUUGGUGCAAAUCUUUUGAAUCUUUCUCCAGGCUUUUUCUUUCACAUCCGACAUGAAUAACUUAAUGUCAUAGAAUUCCGUCCGGGCACAAAUGGCAACUAUUAAUUUCUCCUUCAUGAUCAAUUUUUAAACGGUUGGCACUUCCAUUAAACAUUCAUCUGUCACUACCAAAUCUAAGCACUGAUUGGUCAAAGUUCAACCUGGUUCAACUUUUGAUGCAGGUUCAAUGGCUGUGCGUUUUGUACGGAGGCCCCAAAAAAUGACUGAAAAACUAUGCAUGUGCUUACAUCCUUGACUGUAUAAAUACAGCUGGACUGAGCAAGUGUGAUGUCACCCACUGAGCAUGCCUUACCUCCGGCUCCACUAAAAGGAAGCCAAUUCAGUUUCCGUGAUAUAGACGUGGCCAUGUUGGAACCAGACGACAGAGGUCGCUUUGAGUCAAUAUUUCUAUGGCAACUAAGUAAGUGAGCUUGUUCAACUUUCAGUGGAAGGGGGAGAAUCUGUCAAUCAAACGUUUGAGGUGGGGGCUUGAAGCAUCUGAUUGGCCACUUUAGAACUUGAAUUACUUGCACUAAAGAAAAAUACAUGAAAAAAUAUUAUGAUUGGGAAGAACAAGCUAAAAAAUGUGUCAAAGCAAUAAUGGUUACUCUGACAAAUAUUAUGAGUGAGUAAUAGCUGUUUAUUACUCCAUAGAAGUCUAUGGGAUUUUGGCUUCUUGGAGCCAGGCGUUACUUCCUGUUUGGAACACGAGCAGGAAGGGGUUGCUCAGUCCAGUUCUCAUAGACAGUCAAUGGUUUGCACGUGCUUUUUAUUGGAAUAGGUCGCUUGAACGCACAUUUAUGAGCCUGGUGUGAACCUAGCAAAGCAUACCCAUAGCAUAUGAACUGCUAUCACCGUCUGAAUUACCGUCUUAAGACAAAAAGCUGUUCUGGCAGUAAAGAACAAAAUCUGUGAAGAUAAUGAAUACUUGACUCCACAUUGGUAAUAGGACAGCUAAUGCAUAACAAAUAACGCAUUCAUUUUUUUGUCCUCCCACAAAAUCCUCGCUUAGCAAAUGAGAGCAAAUUGUGUUCCUUUUGUAAUUCAGAAAGAACGGACUUUCUGCUCCUGUUCCGAUGUCAGAAAUAGCAGAAUAAAUUGCCUAACUCAAUGGAACAGCCACGACUACAGAAACAGGAUGUGUGCAUAUCCGGAAAUGGAAGUUAAUUUGCAUUCAUUAAUAAGUGAAGGGACUGGCUGAGCCCCGCGCGUUGUGAAAUACAGGUUGUGUAACAUUUAACAAACCCUGGCAGAAUUCUGCUGGGGCAGAGGUAAGAGCUGUUUAUUUACUCCUGCCUGGUGGAUAAAGCAUUAAGGAUAGACUUUGUGUGUGUUCAUGCUUUUAUGUUCUUGUGGGUGGACUCUCUUUUGUCUUUUCUCACCGACCAUGUCAAUAUGUAUGUGUACCUGUGGGUGUUUGCAUGUCUUUCUUUAAGCCAUCAAGUCUGGAAUUCUUCAACAAAAGAUAAUAAUAAACUUGAAACAACUUACAAAGCCCAGGUAAAAGAUUAGAAUGCUGUUAAGGAUUCACAAGAUUGCCUAAUUCAGACAGAAUAUGUUGCUUUUUAAAAAAUCUCCCCAUCUCUGAGCUUAGAUGAAUCUCUUCAUGCCACCCAGAUACUUGCUACACUGAAUUACAACUACCUUUCUUGCUGAUUGAAGAUUGUCAUUGUACAAGAGGACAGUGCCAAAUAUGAAUUAUUACGAAUGUAUGCUUGUGUUUUCAAUGGCCUAUUACUGUUUAUGAAUGAUCCUCAAUGCUGUAUCACAAAACUUCUUCAAAUUGCUCUGACAAAAAUAGAGCUACAAUCAAGCCUUAUCAGUAUUGUAUAUCUAUAUAAUGCUCUCACGCCUCUUUUUCACAACAUAAACACAACAAUCUGGUAUCUUUAUGAUGAGUCGGUUAAGCAGACUGUACUGUAUGUCUUUUUUUUUCUCUCCAUCAUGCUUUUAAGCAAAUGGACUGGCAUUGUGAGUAAUCUGGAUACUCCUCUUUCCUUGUGUUAUCAAAGACAAUGUCACUUGCUUGCUGAGUUUGCCGUGUCUGCAAAUCAUUAAACAAGUGUCAGUAAAAUCCAUGUACCCUUAUCCUACAUAACUACUUAAAAUUGUUUCCUGUUUGUUUUUUAGUAAGAAAAAAGUGAAAAAAAUAUCUUUAAAAAAAUCACAAAAGCCUUGCUUCGGUUUUAAGGGAUAUUUGUUUGUUUUAGCAUCAGUAAACACAAACAGCCAUUCCCAUUUGCACAUGAAACUAAUAAAGAUGUAUUUAUACCUAUGAUAAUAAUUUAAUAGUGAUGCCAAAACUGACCACCGAAACUUUUAGAACAUAUAAAUGAUGUUUAAUAACAUUGAUAAGUUAAGAGCAUUUACAACAUGUAGUUAGCUUUCUAGAUUUGCUUGUGAAGGAAUAUUUGUGUUUCUUUAUUUUCCAUUUGUGUCAUGUAUCGACGUAUAGUUUUGAUGUCAUUUGUGUAUUUACAUGCACUCUCAACAAUAGAAUUUGGGUAAAAAAAAUGCACUUCUUUUGAUUGAAUUUUUUUGUCUGCUUAUUCAAAAUCUGCAGUACUUGAUUGUAUUGAUAUCUCGUCAAUAAAAGAAAACUUUAUUGUA